GUCGAUUUCUGUCUGGUUCUGGAUAUGUUGGGUGGUUUAAAGGUUAUGUUUUUCUCUGUAUAGGAUCUCAUUUUCUUUUGAUUCUUUUGCUAUGGCAGAUACAGAGUUGACCAAUGCCUUAAAGGAUCUAAAUCUAAAAAUUCAAACAGCCAGCUUGAAAGAGAGGAAAAAGGUUAUGCAGAAUGUUGUAAAUGUUUUAUCUAAUCCAGCCAUAACUGAUGGAAUUGUACGAGGUAUAUGUAGGGUAGUUCCGAUAACACUUCACCGUUAUAGAGAUAGUGCUUCGCAAUCAGAAACGCGGCAAUUUAUACGAGCAUUAAUACAGAAACACUCCGCUGUAUCAGUAAAUUGUUUUAUACAACUAUUUUCUGAUUUAGCAGGACAAUUUAAAGGAUUAACCGUCACUAAUAAUGUUAGUCAGAGCGCAUUAUACGCAUUAGAAUGGACCAUUAUUUUAUUACAAUAUGGAUGGAACACUCAAAUGGAGGCAAUAACAGAAAACUUUUCCCACCUUUUGAGCUCCCAGGCUGUGUUUUUAACUACCAUUGUUGCUUGUGGUCAGAAAAAAAAAUACGAGAAGGCAUAUAGACUGCUCAACAACGUUUGGUCGUCUAUUCCAAACCUAGAUCAACAAUAUUUAAGUACACUGAAGUUAAUGGAACAAUCACAAUAUGUUGUCAUAUUGGAAUCUGCCUUAGUAAGAAGAUUCUCCUCAAAGGAUAAAUUAGUAUUAAACAGCUGUUUGGACCUCUUCGUAGACGCUUUUAUUAAGAAUUUUAUAAGCUGCAAAAUGCCACAACCUAGAACAAUAACCGAGGGGUGCUAUUCCCUAUUAGGCCAAAUAAAUUUAGAGAUAUUUAAAAAAACAGUAACUCCAGCACUUCAAAAAGCAAUGUUGCGCAAUCCAGAAGUAAUUUUGGAAACCGUAGGAAUUAUUAUUGGCGGGUUAGAUAUAGAUUUAAGUUCGUGCGCCACGGAUUUGGGUGUUAGUUUGAUAAACAACUUACAUUCAAAAGAUGAUAAAGCGCGAACUGAUUCUGCUGAAAGCUUAAAGUUUUUGGCGGGAAAAAUUAACGAUCCAAAAGCAAUUGAAGAAUUGCAAAAGAAAAUAUUUGCCGUUUUUCAUGGAUCUGAUGGAAAGCUAACUGUUGCAGAACAUAAAAUUGGAGUUUUACAGGGCGCAGGUAAUUUAAGCUACAACAAGAUACCUUCGGAUAAAAGCACUGAUUUAAUCUCUAAAGUAUGCGCUCAUUUCAUAAAAGUGCUCGAAAGUGAAGUUCACGAAAAAACCUUAAUUUUUGCACUGGAAAUGUUAUCAUUAUGGACAUCGAAAAUUUCGGACGAGGUGCCGAAUAUUUUGCUAGACUUUUUUAAGACCGGAAUUGCUCAAAAAUCAUCCACUACCACUUUAGUGAAAGUCGCAUUAAUUCAGUGCAUGAUUAGUACAUUUAACAAUUCGAAAAAAUUAACUAAGGCCUCACCUCUAACAGCAAGUCUAUUAAAAUCUGUCGAAAAAGCAGUAGCGCAGCCCAUGCAAUUUUUAAUCGUAACUGAAGGUUUGUGUGCCGCGGUUUUGUUAUUCAAGCUGGCGGAACUUGAGAAAAGUGAAAUUAAGGAAAAUAAUGCAUUCCUUAAUGCUGUUACGGAUAUGGACAAGCAAAUAUUUUUGAAUGAGAAAUUCUUGUCUUCGAUUGCCGAAGAAAAUUUGGUAUUUGUUGCACAGCUCACUUGCUAUUUGCUAGAAAAUUAUGAAGGAAAAAUACGAAAUAAACAAGAUGAUGUAAUAAGAGCCUUAAUAUUUUCUGCGCUCAGUCCAACUACAACGACAGUGCGCAAAAGAUGCUUAGAGAUUAUACAAACAAUUCAAUCAUCAAAAGUGAUAAUUAAUAUUUUGCAUAAUUUAGCAACAAAAACCAACCUUACUUUUAAUAGCGAAGAGAAAAAUUUUAAUGCACAUGCUUUAACCGACCUAAUCGUGACUCUUGUUCAAUGUGGGAAUAUGGAUCGUGACCAGAAAGUGGUAGCUGCCUUGUUGCCAUGUAGUAUAAAAGAGGUCAAUACGUUGUAUCCAAAUUUCUGGAUUAAGCUUGUGAAGAAAAUGGGUUUGGAGGUAAAGGAUGUCAUAUGCAAGCAAAAAGAAGAGUUAAAAAGGAUAUUAGUGAAUGGCUAUGUCUCUUCAGAGAUGUACGAAAAUGCCCUAGCCACGCUCCUCUCAAUAAACGCCGACCUAUUUAUCUCCGAUCUCGUAAAAAAAAUUGAAUCUAACCUUCAAAACAAUGCCUAUUUACAAGUAACAAAAGACGACUAUUUUACCUAUUUAACCCCCGAAGGCGAACUAUACGAUAAGUCGGUUAUACCGGGCGAUGACAAAAUUAACGCUGAAAUGAACUUAAAAAGAGAAAGUAAGGCAUAUAGUUAUAAGGAACAAUUGGAGGAGUUAGCUUUAAGGAGGGAAAUUGAGGAGAAGAAGAAAGGGAAAGAAGGAAAAGUUAAAUAUACCGCAAAACAAUUGGAGGCAAUAAAAAAUCAAACGAUAAAGGAGGAGGGAGUGAGACGAAGAUUAAAAGAGCUCGACGAAAUAAUCAUAAGCACUGUCUCGAUGAUCAACGCAGCAGCACUCGGUGAUCCCGUUCAACUUUCACUUCAGUAUAAAAAUUUACUUCCAUUAAUUUUACAAAACUUACAAUCACCACUGGCAGCGCCCUAUCUAACAAAACUUUUCUUUGAUCUAAGAAAAACUGUGUUUUCUCAGGAUUUGGCAGCGCUAGGUGAACAAAUCGCUAUACUUACUUUAAGACUGUAUAAACCCCAAUGUGAUCUUAAUCCAGACUGGGAGGAAGAAAGUAUUUAUAAAGCGAUGGGCCGAGUAAUACAUUUACUAAAUAAUUGUACGGUACCCAAAAAGUCACAGGAAAAUGUAAUUCCUCUCACGGUCGCGGCUUUUAGUUACGUUUUUCCUCUUUUAAAAAUGAGUUUAUCGUCAAGUUACGCGAAAACUCACGAUGAGUUUGUCCACGAGGGGCUCCAAGUUAUUUCAGCACAUGCCAAAUUAAGGGGAGACGAAACUGAAGAAAUCAAGGAGAAACUUCGGCAUCCUAAGUGGUUGCCUACGAAACAAAUGUUUUUGUUAUUGGUUGACAUUAUUUGCAGCAGUUCAGGUAGGGUACAGGCCCAAUCUGAAGCAUGCUUAUUGGAUGUUGCUCAUAGCGUGAGCGGGAAACCAGGCUGCGCAAAAGCAACUUUAGAUGAAGUCGAUGUUUUAUUAACGGCCCUACAAAGCCCAAUCGAUGUAGUGAGGGAUGCUGCCUUAAGAGCACUCCUGAUUAUGGUGGAGGCUUUAUCGACUUUCCAAAGUGACAAUGAGUAUACGUUAAAGUUAAACAAGCGUAUUUGGAUUGCCAAAUAUGAUGAUAAUCAGGAAAAUAGAGAUCUUGCUCACAAACUAUGGAUCGAAGCAAAAAUGAAGUUCCCGGUUCAAUAUAGCCAUUAUCUUAUGGAAGAUAUUGAGCAUCCGGUAGAAUGUGUUCAGAGAGCGGCGGCAAAAUCUCUGGCCGCCCUUUUGGAAACAGCUCCCGACCAGGUUGAGCCUACCAUUAAGAACCUCUUAAAAAUCUACUCCGAUCGGCUUAAAAUGAUUCCUGCCAAAUUAGACGAGUUUGGUCGUGAGAUAGAAAAGGCCGUGGAUACAUGGUAUCCCCGCAGAGGCGUGGCUUUGGGCAUCAGCGAACUAGCCAGUCAAAUAACCCCCGAGUUGGUCGGAGAUUUAAUGCAGUUUUUUGUAUUUACCUCGUUGAGUGACCGCAACGAAAAUGUGCGCAAAGAAAUGCUAAAUGCUGCCUUGAAGAUUGUCGAUUUACAUGGAAAGGAAACCGUUAGCACUUUAUGGCCGGUGUUUGAUAAUUUUAUGAGUAAAUCAUCAAAAUCAGCCCAUUAUGAUAUUGUCAAACAAGCGGUCGUCGUCCUUAUGGGUUGCUUGGCCAGGCAUUUAGAUAAAGAUGAUGAGAGAAUUAAACCGAUUUUUUCACGGCUAGUGCAGGCUUUGUCUACGCCUUCACAAACGGUACAAGAAGCCGUGGCUAAUUGUCUCCCUGCACUCGUACCCUCCGUAAAAGAGGAGACGCCCGGUUAUAUCAAUAAACUUCUCCAUCAAUUGUUAAAAGCGGACAAAUAUGGUGAGAGGAAAGGAGCAGCAUAUGGGUUGGCCGGAUUGGUGAAAGGUUUGGGUAUAUUGGCACUUAAGCAGCACGACAUUAUGACCAAAUUAACGGAUGCUGUCCAGGAUAAGAAGAAUUAUAAACAUAGAGAAGGUGCUUUGUUCGCAUUUGAGAUGCUCUUUCAAACUCUGGGAAAACUAUUCGAACCUUACAUCGUCCAUGUCUUACCUCACUUACUGCAAUGCUUCGGUGACACCAGCCAAUACGUUCGUGUGGCAGCCGAUGACACUGCUAAAGUAGUCAUGUCGAAACUGUCUGGCCACGGAGUCAAACUUGUUUUACCAUCAUUGUUGGAGGCUUUAGAAGAGGAUUCGUGGCGCACCAAAACAGGCUCUGUUGAACUUUUGGGAGCAAUGGCAUACUGCGCGCCUAAACAGUUAUCCUCAUGUCUUCCAAGCAUCGUACCGAAAUUAAUAGAAGUUUUAAGUGAUUCUCACAUGAAAGUGCAAGAGGCCGGAGCUACAGCAUUAAAAGUUAUUGGCUCCGUAAUAAGAAAUCCGGAAAUUCAAGCAAUAGUUCCAAUAUUGUUAAAAGCUUUACAAGAUCCAUCCAACAAAACUCAAGUUUGUCUUCAAACCUUACUGGAUACACAAUUUGUGCAUUUUAUCGACGCGCCAUCUUUGGCAUUAAUAAUGCCGGUAGUACAAAGAGCGUUUAUUGAUCGCUCGACGGAAACAAGAAAAAUGGCUGCGCAGAUUAUCGGCAAUAUGUAUUCGUUGACCGAUCAAAAGGAUCUUAUGCCUUAUUUGCCGACGAUUAUACCGGGAUUAAAAAUAUCGUUAUUGGAUCCUGUGCCAGAGGUCCGUUCUGUAAGUGCUCGUGCUCUGGGUGCAAUGGUACGCGGCAUGGGUGAAUCAAAUUUCGAAGAUUUGCUGCCAUGGCUGAUGCAAACUUUAACAUCUGAAACCAGCUCGGUGGAUAGAUCAGGGGCCGCUCAAGGCCUUUCUGAAGUUGUCGGAGGAUUAGGCGUAGAAAAACUCCACAAACUUAUGCCUGAAAUAAUCAGCACGGCAGAGCGCGCUGACAUCGCACCCCACGUUAAAGACGGCUAUAUAAUGAUGUUUAUUUAUAUGCCUUCGGUAUUUACCAAUGAAUUUACCCCAUAUAUCGGACAAAUUAUCAUUCCAAUACUGAAAGCUUUAGCCGACGAAAACGAAUACGUCAGAGACACAGCGUUAAAGGCUGGUCAACGAAUUGUUAAUUUGUACGCCGAUUCGGCCAUUUUGUUAUUGUUGCCUGAAUUAGAGAAGGGACUUUUUGACGAUAAUUGGCGGAUAAGAUAUAGUUCAGUACAGCUCUUAGGAGAUCUACUAUACAGGGUGUCUGGUGUUACAGGAAAAAUGAGUACAGAGACAGCUAGCGAGGAUGAUAAUUUCGGGACAGAGCAGAGUCAUUUGGCGAUUAUUAAUGCAUUGGGUUCUGAAACGAGGAACCGCGUUUUGGCCGGUCUUUAUAUGGGCCGGAGCGAUGUUGCAUUGAUGGUUCGCCAGGCUGCAUUGCAUGUGUGGAAAGUGGUUGUUACCAAUACACCUCGUACCCUUCGCGAAAUACUACCAACCUUAUUUGGGCUAUUGUUGGGCUGUUUAGCUAGCGAAAGUUAUGAUAAAAGACAGGUUGCGGCACGCACUCUAGGUGAUCUGGUGCGAAAACUCGGUGAACGCGUUUUACCAGAGAUUAUUCCGAUUUUGGAGGAGGGUCUACAGUCAGAGAGAGCGGAUCAAAGACAAGGUGUCUGUAUUGGUCUCUCCGAAAUAAUGGCCUCUACGUCUAAAGAGAUGGUGUUUACGUUUGUGAAUUCGCUGGUGCCUACUGUAAGAAAAGCUCUUUCUGAUCCGUUGCCGGAAGUCCGAAGAGCCGCGGCCAAGACUUUCGAUAGUCUACAUUCAACAGUGGGAACAAAAGCCUUGGACGAUAUUUUACCUAAUCUGUUGGCGCAAUUGAACGAUGACGAUCCGAAAGUAGUUGAAUGCACUUUAGACGGACUCAGACAAGUGAUGGCCAUAAAAUCCAGAGUUGUACUUCCAUAUUUAGUGCCACAAUUGACCGCACCUCCGGCCAACACGAAAGCGCUCUCAAUUCUUGCAUCCGUUGCGGGCGAAGCGCUAAAUAAAUAUUUGCCAAGGAUUUUACCAGCAUUGCAAACUGCGCUGGCAACGUCAAGAGGCACUCCAGAGGAAGCUCAGCAAUUAGAAUACUGUCAAGCAGUAAUUCUUUCUGUCGUCGAUGAUGUCGGCGUGCGCACCAUAGUGGACACAAUGUUAGAAAACACUCGGAAUGAAAACCCAGAUCAGAGACGUGCGGCGGCAACUUUAUUAUGCGUCUUUUGCGCUAACUCAAAAGCCCAGUAUAAUGCUCAUGUACCCCAGUUAUUACGCGGAUUGAUUUACCUAAUGACAGAUAGCGAUAGGGAUGUAUUGCAGAUGGCAUGGGAAGCAUUAAAUGCUGUUACAAAGGUGAAUCUAGAACCGAAACAACAAGCGACAUAUGUAUCGGAUGUACGGCAGGCCGUACGUUACGCCAUGUCUGACAUAAAAGGAAACACCCCCGCAACGUUGCCAGGGUUCUGCUUACCAAAGGGAUUACCUAUUUUGCCAAUAUUCCGAGAGGCCAUUAAUGGUGAUGGGGAUGAAAAAGAGGCAGCGGCGCAAGGUCUAGGCGAAGUGAUAAAAGUUACAUCACCUGCUGCCCUUCAGCCGAGUGUCGUUGCUAUUACGGGACCUCUUAUUCGAAUUUUGGGUGACCGAUUUAGCCCCAACGUAAAAACUGCCGUGUUGGAGACUUUGGCCGUACUUUUAUCAAAAGUUGGUGCUAUGCUAAAACAAUUCUUACCUCAACUCCAAACCAGUUUUAUAAAAUCUCUGAACGACCCGAACCGGACAGUCCGUUUAAAAACAGCUUCAGCCUUAAGCUACUUAAUCAUCAUUCAUCAGAGACCUGAUCCGUUAUUUUCAGAAGUACACAAUAUGAUAAAGAAUAACGAAGACGUAGCAGUAAAAGAGACAACGCUAUGUGCCUUACGAGGCGCAAUCACACCUGCAGGCGAUAAAAUAUCCGAACCGUUAAAACGACAAAUUCACGCCACUCUCUUAACAUAUUUGGGCCAAACGGAAGAUACGGUGCGGAAAUGCGCAGCCGGAUGCUUAGGCGCAAUAUGUAAAUAUCUAAGUGAUGAGAUGCUUCAUGCUACACUAACGGAGCAUAUAUUAAACGAUGACAACAACACAAAUAUCACUCUCCGUGAAGGCCGAGGUUCAGCACUGACCGUAGCUUUAAAAGAGACUCCAGAAAAACUAUGGGCGGAACGUUAUAGGAAUCAAUUGACUACAGUACUGCUAAAUCAGCUGCAGAGUCAACAGGUAGCAAUUGUUGAAAGUGCGAUUCGUUCGUGUGGCUAUUUGUUUGGAUUUUUAUUGGAGACUGAGAAUAUGGAGCCGUUGCCAAAUGCAGUCUUGGUAGCUUUUGUUAGGACAAUGAACAACAAUAGCAAUGACGUCAAACAACUAUUAGCGAAGGUUUUGUUCCAUUUGGCAAAAACUCUGCCAAGCGAGAAACUUACGAAUGAAUUUUUAAAAAUGGUACUUCCCACAUUAGUUAAUGGGACUAAGGAGAAGAACGUUUACGUGAAGGCUAAUGCAGAAAUCGCCCUUAUAGCAAUGUUAAAGCUCAAGGAAGGAGAGUCAGUAUUUCAGAAAUGUUGCAUGGCGUUGGAAACGGGAGCGCGCGAGUCACUCACUGACGUGGUCAAUAAAGUACUAAAGAAUAAGAUGCUUCACCAGCCGGAAGGAAAAGACGAAGAUAUUGAUGAUACAUUGUUGACUUGAUCGAAACGUGUAUGUGUGAUUUCUAGUGUAACCGUAUUGGUAAAAACAAGAAUUCUUUGUUUAAUUUUGUGGCUAAUAAUUAAUAUACAUUUUCCAUUCUU
Molecule: messenger RNA, 8136 nt
Organism: Anthonomus grandis grandis
Lineage: Eukaryota; Metazoa; Arthropoda; Insecta; Coleoptera; Curculionidae
Gene: l(3)80Fj
Product: eIF-2-alpha kinase activator GCN1
Biological process (GO): regulation of translation; cellular response to amino acid starvation
Cellular component (GO): cytosol
Molecular function (GO): protein kinase regulator activity
Source: RefSeq, a predicted model, not a curated record